Messenger RNA from Penicillium subrubescens, 1068 nucleotides. RefSeq lists its product as uncharacterized. The record is from RefSeq and is a predicted model, not a curated record. Lineage: Eukaryota; Fungi; Ascomycota; Eurotiomycetes; Eurotiales; Aspergillaceae. The transcript has 5 exons. Gene Ontology annotation, molecular function: oxidoreductase activity, acting on the CH-OH group of donors, NAD or NADP as acceptor. Bases 1 to 1068 code for a protein of 355 amino acids.
AUGACGACUAAACCAGGGAUCCUUCCCCGCGAAGGUCUUUACAUAGACCCAAUUUUUAACUACCUACGACAAACACUCCUCCAUCCUCUAUUCACCUUGGGAUGUCUAUACCUCGUACAUGGGGCAAAAUUAAGCGCAGUUGUACCAUAUGAAAAGUCGGUGCAACUGAUCGCAGGGACCAGUUUUUUCCUGUGGCUUAACGAUUGGUUGAGUGCCAAAAGCAGGAACAACUGGGUUAUAGAUGAUAGCUGGGACUGGAAAAAAGAGCUUGUGGUGGUGACCGGUGGGAGUGGCGGUAUUGGUGGCGGAGUCGCACAACGUCUCGCAGCUAUGGGGGCUCGUGUGAUUGUGCUUGAUAUCACCCCUUUGACUUAUAAACCAGAAACUGAACGCAUCAUAUACUAUCGGUGCGACCUCAGCGACGAGAAAGAAAUCGCAGCUAUAUGCGACAAGAUCAACUCUGAGAUUGGUCAUCCAACUGUACUCGUCAACAACGCCGGUCUAUCUCGUGGCCAGACAAUAGUCGAAGGCAACUACAGCGACAACAUCAUAACCCUGAAGACGAACCUGCUGGCACCUUUUCUACUGUCAAAAGAGUUUCUUCCGAAUAUGAUCCGGCAAAAUCAUGGCCACAUUUUUAAUGUUGCGUCGAUGAGUGCUUAUAUCCCGCCUCCAGGAAUCGCGGAUUAUGCGGCGUCAAAAGCUGGACUGAUUGCGUUCAACGAGUGUCUGUCCCAAGAGCUCCGAGUUCAGAAUGCGCUGAAGGUCCGCACAUCGCUUGCAGUACUGAGUUUUACGAAAACACCUCUUUUCAAAGGAGAGACAAACCAGUCCAGAUUUUUGAUGCCUCUUUUGCAUGUGGAUACUGUUGUGGAUGCCAUUGUGGACACACUUGACGGUGGGCUUAGCCGGACGAUUUUCCUCCCCGGAAUAUUUAGGCUCUUUGCAGGCUUGCGAGGAGCCCCCGAGUGGUUCCAGGAUAUGAUUCGCGGUGGCACCAAAUCUCUAAAAGUGGAAUUCAAAGGGCGUCAAAAGAUUGAUACAAAAACUGGAAGACUUAUUGCUUAA